CGUCACUCACUGAUGGAAACGCCGCUUGUUGUGGAAGUCGCUGACAUUUUAGUGAACCUUUUCGAGCGGAGCAGGUCGGAACCAAGUGACCGUACACUGGAAGAACCCGGGUUUUGAGGCUCCUCCAUGGCUGCGCCAACCUUACAACAGGCCAGUUUCCUACUGGCCAACCUGAAAGCAGAUGCCACCACCAAACCUCUGGUACAACGAUGUCAAGACCUGGUGAAGAUCAUCGACGAAUAUCCUGCAAAGGAGCUGCAUGUGAUUUUCCCCUGGCUGGUGGAGAGCGUGUUCGGCAGCCUGGACGGCAUCAUCGAAGGCUGGAACCUGCGUCUGCUGCACUCGCGCAGCAAUGUGUACAAUUUGGUUUUGGAGUUUCUGAACCCCAGUGGGCCGAUGAUGAAGCUGGUGUAUAAACUUCAAGCUGAAGAGUACAAAUAUGAAAUACCUGUCAAUUAUCUCCCGGGUCCAGUGAAGGCCUGUAUCCAGGAGGGAGUCCUGCCCGACUGUCCACUCUUCCACAACAAGCUGCAGUUCCCUCUGUCUGGACUGCUGACUCUGAACCUGGCUCUCAAUCCUUUUGAAUUCUUCAUGUUUAAUUUUGCCUACUGUCUCGUCAUGCCAAAGAACUACCCUCCAGGUCAACAUGGCAGCUCCACAGAUAGCGCCUACUUUGUCCUGGUGGACACUUACCUGAAGUACUUCCUGCCCAGUGAAGGGAGUGUUCCUCCUUCUCCUUUCUCCGACUCCAGGGGCUCCGUCACCGCACCUUCCCCAAGGUCUUCAAGUGUUUCUUUUGCUGGUUAUGGCGUUCACAGCCCGAGUCUCCUGAAACAUCACAUAUUCCACCAGCCUUCAGUGAAUGCAGACCCGUCUGCUCAGGAGAUCUGGAGGUCUGAGACACUGUUACAGAUGUUUGUGGAGGUCUGGCUCCAUCACUACUCUCUGGAGAUGUACCAGAAGCUGCAGUCUCCUCAGGUGAAGCUGGCGCUGCUGCAGUACCGCCUCAGUAUGUCCAGCAUGCCGUGCCAACCCCACGCCCCACCAGGCUCUGGGAGCCUCCACACCUACCAAGUACUUUUACCUUUUCAUUCACCCCCGCCCCUCUGGGGCCUCCUGGAGGAACCCUUCACCCCGACAGAGGAGCACGUGCUGGUGGUGCGUCUCCUGGUCAAACACCUGCACGCCUUCUCCAGCAGCCUGAAGCCCGAGCGGCUGCCGUCCUCCUCGCCCUCGGCGCACUCACACGCCCACACCAGCCCGCUGGAUGAGUUCAAGAGGGUGGUGGUGCAGCGUUUCGUUCAGCAGAAGCUGUACCUGUUUCUGCAGCACUGCUUCGGUCACUGGCCUCUGGACGCCUCCUUCAGAGCGGUAUUGGAGACGUGGCUGAGCUACAUCCAACCUUGGAGAUACACCGGAGAGAAGACCAAUCCUCAGCCCGACCAGAACAGGACUGUACCCGACAAAUGGGAGUCGUUUGUUCAGGAGAACCUGCUCAUGUACACCAAGCUCUUCCAGGUGUUUCUGAACAGAGCGGUGAGGACGGAUCUGGUCAACGCCAAAAACGCUCUGAUGGUCUUCAGAGUGUCCAAAAUCUUCGCCCAGCCAAACCUCGCAGAGAUGAUUCUCAAUGGCGAGCAAUUGUUCCUGGAGCCUGAGCACGUCCUCCACGACCGCCACUCCCGCGGCUACCUGUCCCCGAGCCAAGGAGGCAGUUACCUGUCGUCGCGACACAAGGCGGUGACGGACAGCGGGUUCAGGGUGAAGAGCCACGUCUAUGCUCUGGAAGGCCAGGACUGCCAGUACAAACAGAUGUUUGGCACCGAGCUCAGAGGAGCGGUGAUGAAGAUGAUCCAGAUGAUCGCGCAGUGCAGACAGACGGCAAAGAGGAUAUCGGACCACUCCAGCGAGAUGGCAGUCAACUCGUCCUUCCUGUCCUGGUUCGGACUCGGCUCCUCUGACUUUAACAACACCUUCUCCGGGGCGGAGCCAGAGGAGAGUGGCGAAUGUCUGAAGAAGACCCACGAGUUGCUGGACAGAACUCUGGAGAACCUGUGUUUCGUCUUCAAGCUGAACCAGGGUCAGGUGACUCAGCUCAUAUCAAACCUAGGCUCCUCCCAGGACGACGGAAACUGCCGGCAGCUGCCGGACUGCAUCCAGGGGGAGAACGGCCUGAUCCUGACGGAGCUGGGCCGGAGGCAGAUCAUAAAUGGACUGCGCAGGUUUGACAUCCAGUACCAGGGUGACCCCGAGCUCCAGCCCAUCAGGAGCUACGAGAACGCUCAGCUGGUCCGGUUCCUCUACAGGAUCUCCUCUGUGGUCAACGACAAGUUCGGAGGUUACAUGAACGCUCUCUGCUCGCGGCCGGACUUCCUGGGUCGCCUGGGUCGCCACUACCUCACCGACGCCGCAUCCACCACGAAGCUGAGGCACAGCCCGACGGCGUGGCGCUCUGCAGGGCGGAGCCACCGGCCGACGCCAAGGCUGAGCCUGCGCCCGCUCGCCAGCUACAGGACCAUCGUGGCGCUGGUGCUCGUGUACGUGCUGGGAGCGCUGCUGUCACAGGGGCCCGUGUCCAGCACGCUGCUCAUCGUCGCCGCCUCCUUUCUUUACGGACUCUUCGUGAUGCUGUUCGGGGAAAAACUGAAGACGCACUAACCGAGCCGAUGCCGCUCCAGCUUCAAGUGUUUGCCCGAGACGUGUGUGGAAAGCGUUGAGUGCUGGCUGUCGGUGUCUUUUUUUACACAUUUAUACACAUCUUUUUUUGUUUGUUUUUUGCUCUUUUAUCAUAAAAACGUCCGUGCAGCUCUGGUGAUCACAGGCGUAUGUUACUCUCUUUACAGGCUCCUCCCUCUGAACCACUCACAUGAUCUUUAGCCGUUUUUUGUUACAGUCGUCUCAGAUCCAUCAGGUCGCGCUGACACUAGCUCCUCCUCUAAAACGAGCGUUUCUCAAUCUUAGUUUGUCAGUUUCCUCGCUCAGACGCGGCUGAUUCAAAUAAAUGGGUGGUUUUCAGGCGUCUGCAGUGGUGUUUGCUGAUGAGCUGAGCAUUAGAAUCAGGUGUCGGAGCGAGGAAACGUCCCCAGGACCAGGUUUGAGAAUCCCUGCUCUGACAGGUACUCGCAGCAUUCUGUUUAAACCAGUGGACUCUACCUUAGUGAAAUAGAUUUCCGUUAAAACCGCAUCGACUCUGAACGCUGUAGCACACAUGCUAGGCCUGACUGUUACGCUGAGCAUGCACAUACGGGCUUAGUUUACGCUUUAUUUGGAUUUGAAAGUUUAUGUUACACUGUAUACCAUCACAGAGGCAGAAUGAAGAAAGUCGGUAUGAUUAAGGAAAGAAGAUAUAAGUUAUUGUGGAGUGAAAAGACGCAUGACGGCGAAUCCCAGAGCGAGAGAGGCGGAGCUAUGAUGUCUUGAUGUAGCGUAUUUGUCCCCUAUGUGAAAACGCCAGCGCGGGGUUGUAAGAUUCUUCAAAAAAAGAAGCAUUUCAAGGCCGAUAGGAUAUAAAAGAAACUUUUGUGAGUUCACCUGGACGUCUGAUAUUUUAAAAAUUAGCCCAUCUCGGGAUAUCGGACACUCUGCGUGGUAUUUUACACAACAAAACGGCGUAACAUUAACAUUUUUCUUGCGGUUUAGUCGUUUAUCAAAGCUUAAAUAGUCAUGUUUCAUUAAAGUGGAUGUGUGCGUGCAGCUGCCGGGAGGAACAGCCAGUAGGAGGCGCCCUCACUGUCUCUCUCAGAUCUCUUAGUUUACAUAACGAUAACGAUUUUUGUUUUGACCGUAACCACACACGGGUGUCGCCUACCCCAGCUUUAAUCUGCCAAAUACUACAACCAGUUAUUAUGAAAAAAAAAAGAAAGGAUUUUACCAGGAACAAAUUAAAAGUGCUUUUACUUAACCAGUAAAUCUGUGGAGUGUUGAUCAUUUAUUGAUGCCUCUAAAGACACAGAUCAGAGAGAACAGUAUUGAAGUGGAUUGGAUGUGGAUUAAAGAUGAAUGAUUAUCUUUUUAAAGAUGUGCAGGAAUCAUCAUCGUUUUCGCUCCGUCUUUGCUUCACUGUUUAAACGUGUGUUGUAGUUUGUUUUGUAUAAACUGACCUUGUAUAUAAUCUCAGUCUUAACAUGACAAACAAGUUGAUGGUGAUCAAACUGUUGUUUUGGUUUUUUCCCUUCUUGAUCAUAACGAUCAAUAAACUGUUUGCACUUGUUUUGUUUA
Molecule: messenger RNA, 4218 nt
Organism: Solea senegalensis (Senegalese sole)
Lineage: Eukaryota; Metazoa; Chordata; Actinopteri; Pleuronectiformes; Soleidae
Gene: smpd4
Product: sphingomyelin phosphodiesterase 4
Exons: 20
Coding region: 127-2658 (843 amino acids)
Biological process (GO): sphingomyelin catabolic process; glycerophospholipid catabolic process; ceramide biosynthetic process
Molecular function (GO): sphingomyelin phosphodiesterase D activity
Source: RefSeq, a predicted model, not a curated record